GGAGCCCGGGCCGGGGUCGGGGUUGGGGUUGCGGUCGGGGUCGGCAUCGGGGCCGGGGCCGGGGCCGAGCAGGCGGCGGCGAUCCUCGGCGGAUCAUGGCGACCGAGACGCGUGUGUCGCGCUGGUACUUCGGGGGGCUGGCCUCCUGCGGGGCCGCCUGCUGCACGCACCCGCUGGACCUGCUCAAGGUCCAUCUGCAGACGCAGCAGGAGGUGAGGCUGCGCAUGACGGGCAUGGCACUGCAGGUGGUGCGCUCCGACGGCAUCCUGGCGCUCUACAACGGCCUGAGCGCCUCCCUGUGCAGACAGAUGACCUACUCCCUGGCGCGGUUUGCCAUCUACGAGACUGUGCGGGACCAAGUGACCAAGGACAGCCAGGGGCCCCUGCCUUUCUAUAAGAAGGUGCUGCUGGGCUCCAUCAGCGGUUGCAUUGGAGGCUUCGUGGGGACCCCUGCAGAUAUGGUCAACGUCAGGAUGCAGAAUGACGUGAAGCUGCCCCAGAAUCAGCGCCGAAACUAUGCUCACGCCCUGGACGGCCUGUACCGUGUGGCCCGAGAAGAGGGUCUGAAGAAGCUGUUCUCGGGCGCAACCAUGGCAUCCAGCCGAGGGAUGCUUGUCACCGUGGGCCAGCUGUCCUGCUAUGACCAGGCCAAGCAGCUGGUCCUCAGCACAGGGUACCUGUCCGACGGCAUCUUCACUCACCUCGUGGCCAGCUUCAUCGCAGGUGGGUGUGCUACGUUCCUGUGCCAGCCCCUAGAUGUGCUCAAGACCCGCCUGAUGAACGCCAAGGGCGAGUAUCAGUUCUGGUCACGGCCCCGCGCUGGGGCACCUCCAGGGCCUCUGGGUUGGCCGCGUCAGGAGCCAGGGCGGCCGCUGGCCUUGCGCACGCGCCCCGCCUUGCCUCCUGCGGUCGCUGUGACCGUUCCAGCCCUCCUUGCACGCCCACCCCAUAUGUGGGGCCACCGCGGGCCCUGGCAGGGCUCGUUCUGGUUCGGGCCGAUCAUUGAGAAGAGCUGCUCCUCCGCUGGCUCUGCCCUUCCUGCAGGGCGUUCUGCACUGCGCCAUGGACACUGCGAAGCUGGGGCCACUGGCCUUCUACAAGGGCCUCUUCCCUGCUGGCAUCCGCCUCGUGCCCCACACCGUGCUCACGUUCGUGUUUUUGGAACAGCUUCGCAAACACUUUGGCACCAAGGUGUCGCCUUGAUGGUCCUGGGCGGGGCAGGCUGGACCAUGUGCGAGCCAGGGCCGGCUUCCUCCAGCGUGCUGGAGGGUCAGCAGGCCAACUGCCACCCUGAGCCCAGCACUUGCCCCGGUGCCUGGUCACCCAGGACCUUCCCUAGCACCCCAGCAGGCUCCUGCCGCACCAGCCUGCCUGGGCCAAGCCCAUUCCCAGGACCUGCGUCCCCUCCGCCUCCCCCCGCCCACCCGGGCUCUCCCCACCUGGUGCCCCAGCGGCCCUCCCUGCCCCUGAAGGCUCACUGGGAGGACCGGUGUCCAGGCUCGGCUUGGCUUUCUCCGUGAGUCGGCAGUUGGCGCUGGAGGUGGGAGGGGUGGACUGUCCAGCUUUCUGAGGUCCGGGGUUCCCAGCCCCUUCUCUUCUGGUCCCCAAGGUUCCCUCUCACUGAGCGGCUGUCAGGGCCCACAGCACCGUCCGGCAGCUUCAUGAAGGACCUGGGUGGGCAGAGUAGGGGGUGAGGGCCCCAGCACUGCUCACCAAGUCACACGUGCUCACAUGCACUUCGUCUUUCUCAUCUUAGGACAGGGACCAUGGCUUUUCUGACAUCCUGAAAGGUAGCUGUGCCCCCACAGCUUCUGGGCCAGUAUGCAAAUGACACAGGGACAGCAUACGUGUGCCUGGGGGAGGGUCUGAGCAUGCGGCCCAAGGGUGCUGCCAGUGGCAGUCAAGCCCUCAUUCCCCUGCUCACCCACCCCAAGCUGCUUUAAUGAUUACUUUGGCCAAAACUCAGCGGCAAGAGGCGGCUGCCAUCUUGAGGGGGUUCACGGUGCCCCUCAGCUCCCCGGGCAGAGGUGGGCUGUGGGGUGUGCCCCAUAUGGAAAGCGGUCAUCACAAGGCCUCCUGUGGUGGUGGCCAGUCAGCCAAAAUGCCAUCGCUGGGGUUUCGCUGCCAAAGCGGCCCGUCUCCCCAGCCCAGAGAGGGUCUGCAGGGGGUGCUAAUAAAAUGUGGUGAACUGC
Molecule: messenger RNA, 2192 nt
Organism: Manis javanica (Malayan pangolin)
Lineage: Eukaryota; Metazoa; Chordata; Mammalia; Pholidota; Manidae
Gene: SLC25A10
Product: solute carrier family 25 member 10
Biological process (GO): transmembrane transport
Source: RefSeq, a predicted model, not a curated record